Adineta ricciae is the source of this 2892-nucleotide messenger RNA. Lineage: Eukaryota; Metazoa; Rotifera; Eurotatoria; Adinetida; Adinetidae. The record is from the annotation of a GenBank genome assembly.
AUGGAACGUGACAAGAACGCUUUAGCUAUCAAAUUUCAUAUACAUACAACAAUCGAAAAAGAAAACAAUGAAGACGAUAAUGACAAUAGAAUACUUGUGAAACAAAAAAAAGCAAAACAACAGAAUCGAAAUGGCAACAAGCCCUCCGUCGGAAGAUGGAAUGAUAUUAUACGACCGCGGCGACCAACGGAACAUCAAUCUAGAGUACCAGCACCAACUAUGGAUGAAUCCCUUGUUGACAUUGCUGUUAAUGCUAGCUCCGAUGUUUCGUCGCUAGCAGAUAAAUCAAGAGGAACUAUAGAUUUUUUUCAUACUCCACCUACUACCAUGCCUACUGUACGCGGCAGCCAUUAUGAGGAUUGGUCAACCAUUGAUUGGCUGAGUGAUCAAGCCAGAGAUCGUCUACGACAUCAGAUUAUAACUCAGCAAAAGAAAGAAUCUGCAUGGAAACGUUUUCUUGCUUUGCAUGAUGCAUUAUCCGGAUGGUUUUGUGUUUUGUUAAUCGCCGUUAAUAUUGGUAUCAUAGCUGCGAUAGUGGACAUCGGUGCUAUAUGGUUAGCUAAUAUAAAAACCGGCAUUUGUCUCCCGGCGUUUUACCUGUCGCGAGAACAAUGUUGUUGGACUGCGUCGAAUCAAACUUACGAUAAAUAUCAACAUGUUCUUUGCGACAACUGGUAUACAUGGGCAAAUCUGAUUCGUAUUGACAAUGGUACUACUACCGAAUACAUUGUCGACUAUAUUGCCUAUGUCUUCUUUGGUCUUAUCUUUGCUACAUUAUGUGCCAUACUAGUGAAAACAUUUGCGCCAUAUGCAUGUGGAAGUGGCGUUCCUGAAGUGAAAACUAUUCUGUCAGGGUUUAUUAUUCGUGGAUAUCUUGGUGUCUGGACACUUUUAAUCAAAAGUCUUGGAAUGGUUUUAGGCACCAGUGCAAAUUUAUUACUUGGAAAAGAAGGUCCGUUUGUUCAUAGUAGUUGUUGUUGUGGAAAUAUUUUUGCUCGCCUCUUCCCGAAAUACGGUCAGAAUGAAGCAAAGAAACGAGAAAUUCUUUCUGCUGCAGCUGCUGCAGGCGUUUCUGUAGCAUUCGGUGCGCCCAUCGGCGGCGUUUUAUUCAGUUUAGAAGAAGUUUCCUACUAUUUCCCGCUGAAAACUCUCUGGCGUUCCUUUUUCUGUGCCAUGAUUGCAUCAUUGAUAGUGAAAAUUUUGUCUCCAUUUGAAAAUCAACAUCUCGGAUUAUUCUAUGUUGGCAAUAGAUAUCGUUGGUUCUAUUUUGAAAUGGUUCCAUUCUUUCUUCUCGGCGUCCUGGGCGGUUUAUUCGGCGCACUGUUCAUCAAACUAAAUCUUGCGUGGUGUCGCAUCAGAAAGAAAACGCGUUUAGGACGUUAUCCAGUACUGGAAGUCAUUCUUGUGGCAUUAGUCACUCUUUUAGUUUCGUAUCCAAAUCCAUUUACACGCAUGUCAAUGUCAGAUCUGAUUCGUCGACUUAUAUCAUCAUGUGAAACAGAAGAUGAAAGCUUACUAUGUAAUUACCAACGCAAUACUACAUCAGCUUAUGAGAAAAACGAAAGCGCAAAGCCAUUAUAUGGUGUUUGGUUAUCUGUGGGUUUACUUUGUUCAGCUCUUGUAACUCAGACGAGUUUAUUUAUUUUGACAUUUGGUAUCAAAGUGCCUUGUGGUCUUUUUAUUCCCUCGAUGACUCUUGGUGCAAUCACAGGUCGUAUUGUUGGUAUACUAUUCGAAACUCUCGUGUAUUAUCAACCGAAUUUCUUUCUCUUUGCUGCCGAAUGCAGUACAGCAGGCGAACAGUGCGUUGUUCCUGGUUUCUAUGCUGUUAUCGGUGCAUGUGCAUUUCUUGGUGGUGUGACACGAAUGACUGUCUCACUUGUAGUUAUUAUGGUUGAAUUAACUGGUGGCCUUUCAUAUUCCGUUCCGUUAAUGUGUGCUGCAUUAGUUUCUAAAUUUGUCGGUGAUGCUCUCGUCGGCCAGGGUAUCUAUGAUGCACACAUUCAGUUGAAUAACUAUCCAUAUUUGGAUGUCAAAGCCGAAUUUGUCGAUCAGACUACUGCAGUCACUGUGUUGGAAACUAAACAAGACAAAAACGAACUCAUCAUGCUGCCGCGUGAUAGUUUGACAGUUGGAGAACUCAUAAAUAUAAUACAUACGUAUAAAUAUAAUGGAUAUCCUGUUGUUUCGAGUCGAGAAGAAGCAUCAAUUAUUGGUUUUGUUCUACGUCGCGAUCUUCAAUUAGUUCUCGAACAACGAGCAGUUAUCAAUGUACAAUCAAGUUUAAACACACAAAUAUCGUUCUCUCGUAUUACACAUCAAUCUAAUUCUAUACACAUUUACCGUUUACUGAAUCGUUCGCCGGCAACUAUCACAUUGGAUACGCCGACAACAACAAUUAUUGACAUGUGUAGAAAACUUGGUGCUCAAACCAUCUUAGUCACAAACGAAAAAGGACAUUUGGCUGGUAUUCUUACUAAGAAAGAUAUCAUAGCUUAUAUAAGCAAAAGUAACGUUCUCCGGAAUCCGCUUGUCGUCGUCUAUUUCCAUUUUAUUGCUGGUUAUUCGAUUCAAAAACAAAUGAUGCCUUCACUUCGUCACCAAUUGAUGAUCUUAUUCUCUCUCUUCGCUUGUUUCAUUUGCUUUGUUCAUAGUUCACAAACGAAUCUCAAUGAACAAUAUGGACAGGAGAACAAUCAUGUUCCGAGUCAAGAUGCCGCUGCUGCUACUCGACUCGAAAUACUUAAACAAAUCUUAAGUCGUCGAAGUUUGUACGACCCUGCCUUCGGUGACUCAUGGUCCGAUUCUUUCAGAAAACGUAAUCUAUUCGACCCAGCCUACAGUGACUGGUCAAAUAGCUUUAAACGAUCUAAUCAACAAGCACAGCAAUAA